ACAGAGGCUUUUGCUGUCGUUCGUGAAGCUGCAAAAAGGAAGCUCGGUAUGCGUCAUUUCGAUGUGCAGAUUAUAGGUGGGGCGGUGCUUCAUGAUGGGUCCAUUGCAGAAAUGAAAACGGGAGAAGGAAAAACGUUAGUUUCCACAUUAGCAGCAUAUCUUAAUGCGCUGACUGGUGAAGGUGUUCAUGUGGUAACUGUAAAUGAUUACCUUGCUCAACGAGAUGCUGAGUGGAUGGGUCGUGUUCAUCGCUUCUUAGGUCUUACUGUGGGCCUUGUUCAGAGGGGGAUGACAGCUGAAGAGAGGAGAUCCAACUAUAGCUGUGACAUAACUUACACUAAUAAUUCGGAACUUGGUUUUGACUAUCUACGAGAUAACCUUGCUGGAAGCAGUGGGCAACUUGUUAUGAGAUGGCCAAAGCCAUUUCAUUUUGCCAUAGUUGAUGAAGUUGACUCAGUUCUUAUUGAUGAAGGACGAAAUCCGUUGCUAAUUAGUGGAGAGGCUAGUAAGGAUGCUGCACGCUAUCCUGUUGCUGCUAAAGUGGCUGAUUUGCUUGUGCGAGACAUUCAUUACAAGGUAGAACUUAAAGAUAACUCAGUUGAGUUGACUGAAGAAGGAAUAGCUCUUGCUGAGAUGGCCCUUGAAACAAAUGACUUAUGGGAUGAAAAUGAUCCGUGGGCUAGAUUUGUGAUGAAUGCAUUGAAGGCUAAAGAGUUCUAUCGGCAAGAUGUGCAAUAUAUUGUCAGAAAUGGGAAGGCUCUCAUAAUAAAUGAGCUAACUGGCAGAGUUGAAGAGAAGAGAAGGUGGUCUGAGGGGAUUCAUCAGGCUGUGGAGGCUAAAGAAGGCUUGAAGAUUCAGGCUGAUUCGGUGGUUGUGGCACAAAUCACUUAUCAAUCUCUAUUCAAGCUCUACCCAAAACUUUCAGGGAUGACUGGGACUGCAAAAACUGAAGAGAAAGAGUUCUUGAAAAUGUUCCAAGUGCCAGUUAUUGAAGUACCAACAAAUCUGCCAAACAUUCGUAAUGAUUUACCUAUUCAAGCUUUUGCGACUGCUCAAGGGAAGUGGGAAUAUGUUCGUCAAGAGGUGGAAUACAUGUUCAGACAGGGGCGUCCUGUUUUAGUUGGGAGCACCAGUGUUGAGAAUUCUGAGUACUUGUCUGAUCUAAACUAAAUACAAGAGUCUCUUAAUAGCCUAUUUAACAUUUCUCAUCAGUAUGCGGCAAGGGAGGCUGAAAUUGUUGCCCAAGCAGGACGAAAAUAUGCCAUUACCAUUUCAACCAACAUGGCUGGCAGAGGCACUGACAUAAUUCUAGGAGGAAAUCCAAAAAUGCUUGCAAAAGAGAUCAUAGAGGACAGUUUAAUUUCGUUCCUGACACGAGAAGCUCCUAAUGUUGACGUUGAUGGAGAGGCAAUUUCACAAAAGGUAUUGUCCAAGAUAAAGGUCGGUCCAUCAUCAUUAGCUUUUCUGGCUAAGACAGCGUUAAUGGCUAAGUAUGUUUCGAAAAAUGAAGGCAAGAGCUGGACAUAUAAGGAGGCAAAAUCUAUGAUAUCAGAGUCUGUGGAAAUGAGUCAGUCAAGGGAUUUGAAGGAGUUAGAGAGGCUUGUUGAUGAACAGUCGGAGAUGUACCCUCUUGGCCCUACAAUUGCACUUGCAUAUCUGUCAGUUCUGAAGGAUUGCGAGGUACACUGUCUCAAAGAAGGGUCUGAAGUAAAAAAGCUUGGGGGUCUUCAUGUGAUUGGAACAUCUUUGCAUGAGUCUCGGAGAAUAGAUAACCAGCUUCGAGGCAGAGCAGGAAGGCAAGGUGACCCUGGAUCAACACGAUUUAUGGUGAGUUUGCAGGACGAGAUGUUUCAAAAGUUUAAUUUUGAUACUGAGUGGGCUGUGAGGCUUAUUUCCAAAAUUACAAAUGAUGAGGAUAUGCCAAUUGAAGGUGAUGCAAUUGUUAAACAGCUCCUGGCCCUGCAAAUUAAUGCAGAGAAGUACUUCUUUGGCAUAAGGAAGAGCCUUGUUGAGUUUGAUGAAGUAUUAGAGGUACAGAGAAAGCAUGUCUAUGAACUUAGACAGUCCAUUUUAACUGGUGAUAAUGAAAGUUGUUCCCAGCACAUAUUCCAGUAAGUUUCUGAGUCUCACCAACUUCAUUCUCGCUGCCAUCUAAUUUAUCACCCAAAUAUAGUAGCAUUUUGUGUGUUACUUAAACUUCUUAAUUAAUAAACACUCACUAUUCUAAACAUUGUGUGAGUCCUUCAAAUGUAUUGCUAUUUUGAACUAGAAUACAGUAGGUAAUCAGUUUACAAUAGCAUGCUUGUUCGUACAGACACUUGGAUAUCGGUGAAAAAUUCAAAGCAAUAGACAUCGAGAAAAAUGGUUUUACCUGGUCAAAGGAAGAUUGUUGAUAACUAGUUUAACUUUUAAGCCUCUUUGUUUGCAGUAUUUAGCGAUGUUACAAAUAAAUUUAGAAAGUGUGCCCCAGAAUGCAAAACUGAGUCAUAUCACCUA
Molecule: messenger RNA, 2496 nt
Organism: Prunus avium (sweet cherry)
Lineage: Eukaryota; Viridiplantae; Streptophyta; Magnoliopsida; Rosales; Rosaceae
Source: RefSeq, a predicted model, not a curated record